Molecule: messenger RNA, 1483 nt
Organism: Arabidopsis thaliana (thale cress)
Lineage: Eukaryota; Viridiplantae; Streptophyta; Magnoliopsida; Brassicales; Brassicaceae
Product: Protein kinase superfamily protein
Exons: 5
Coding region: 407-1195 (262 amino acids)
Molecular function (GO): protein kinase activity; ATP binding
Source: RefSeq, marked reviewed
GAAAAAUUCUGCUGCUCUUUUGUAUUUUGUGGCCAUGGUGUGUAUUGGUGUUUCUAGGAAACAGAUAAACCAGUUUGCAUUCUAGGCGAUGACAGAAGCGACAGGCCUGAGGCGUUUCUUUUCUAAGUUCAUUUGCUGUGUGUCCAAUGCACAAGAUCCAUUUUUAUGAACUUUAAGUUUAUAUCCAGUAACUUGGUUUUUUCUUACCAUUUUUCCCCAACAUUUCUUUGCAGGUGAUGCAGACGAUUCGACUAUUGAAUAUGAACCAUAUGUGUACAUUCCAGCGAAUAGUUACUCGUAUGCCGAGGUUACGAAAAUUACAAACAAGUUUAAUAGAGUUCAUGGCAAAGGAGGGUUUGGUGUAGUUUAUCGUGGAGUUUUAAACAAGCAACAAGUAGCAGUAAAGAUGCUAAACCGAGCUUCCAUCUACAAUAUUGUACAGUUUACCAAAGAGGUUCACGACUUUGUAAAAGUUCGUCACAAAAACUUGGUGAGCCUCAUUGGAUAUUGCGAUGAUGGUGAGCACUUGGCCCUAAUCUACGAAUUCGUGGCAAAUGGUGACUUGAAUGAUCAACUAUCUGGGAAGUUUGGUAAUGUCCCGAGCUGGGAAACCAGGUUGAAAAUCAUCAUAGGAGUAGCACAAGGUCUGGAGUAUUUGCAUAGCGAGUUGCGAAUCCUUCACCGAUAUGUUAAGCCGACAAAUAUCCUACUAGGCGAAAACUUUGAAGCGAAACUGGCUGAUUUCGGGCUGUCUAGAUCCUCUCCAACCAACCCUGACAUACAAGCGUCAAAUAAGAUUUAUGUCAAGCCUGGAAGAGAUCCAUAUCUGCAUCACCAAUACUUCAACUCGAACCGGUUAAACCAAACGAGCGACAUUUAUAGCUUUGGCAUUGUUAUGUUGGAGAUGAUAACCAACCAGCCUGUAGUUGACAACAAGCGUGAGAGUCCUCACAUUUCAAAGUGGGUCGAUUUAAAGGUCGCGAAAGGCGAUACUCUAGAGAUUGUUGAUCUCAGGCUAAACAAUGACUUUGAGCGCGACUCGGUCAGGAAAGCUAUGGAUAUAGCAUGCAGUUGUGCAGCUCGUGCUCAUAAUAGGCCAAGCAUGAGCCAGGUUGUUAUAGAGCUCAAUGAGUGUCUAGCCUUAGAGAUGGCUCGAAGUAAUGGAAGAACUGGGGAGACAACUCAGACUCAGUGAACAACAGAUGACCAUGAGUUCAAUUAUCUCAACAUUUUCAUUGUAUCUUUUCUUACCUCUUUUCUCUCUAAAAGAAGAAAAGACAGAUCGUACAUUGCAUUGUUCACGCAUGGUUGCUGCAUUUCCACUUUAUAGCUGUUCAUUUUCAGUAAUGUUUGAACAGCGAACAAUGUCUCGCCGAAUCUUCGAAGUUCCUCCUUUGACUAUGACGUCUCUCUCAAGUCGACCAUAUGGUUAUGAAAUGAAUAGUAUGCAAACGUUAUAUGAGCCAAUAGAAUCAAAUUGUAA